UCCCUGUCGAUCUCGUUAAAAACCUUCAUUUUCUCUGAUUUUUCUUCGCUUUCCUGGAAAAAAAAGAAAACUAUAUUAAAAUGAGAUACACGAAAAAAUACUUCGCUACUCCUCCAUUUUCUCGUCGACCAAACACUCCUGAGAUGGCCUAAACAAAGACCCAACUCACACCCACACAAAUUCUUAAAUUAGCUACAUACUAAUUAAAUUCUGUGAAGAAGAGCAGAGAAGGAAGGGGCAGGGGAAGGGGUGGGAGGGGACCAUGGGUGCGUCGCUAUCGAACCUGACGGAGGGAGCCAACGGGGCGGCCAUGGGUCCGGGACUCGGAGAUAUACCGGAAAGCUGUGUGGCGUGCGUGUUUACUUACUUGACGCCACCGGAGAUUUGUAAUCUUGCUCGAUUGAACACCGCGUUUAGAGGUGCCGCAUCCUCUGAUUCAGUUUGGGAGAAGAAGUUGCCGCCUAAUUAUCAAGAUCUGCUCGAUUUGCUUCCUCCCGAACGGUACCAGAACUUAUCCAAGAAGGACAUCUUUGCUCUUCUCUCGCGGCCCAUUCCCUUUGACGAUGGCAAUAAGGAGGUAUGGUUGGAUAGAGUAACGGGAAGGGUAUGUAUGUCGAUAUCGGCCAAAGGGAUGGCGAUAACGGGGAUUGAGGACCGAAGAUAUUGGAAUUGGGUUCCCACUGAAGAAUCUAGAUUCAAUGUUGUGGCCUAUUUGCAGCAAAUAUGGUGGUUUGAAGUAGAUGGAGUUGUAAAGUUUCCUUUUCCAGCUGAUAUCUAUACUCUAUCCUUCAGGCUUCACCUUGGAAGAUUUGCCAAAAGGUUGGGACGACGUGUGUGCAGUUUUGAGCACACUCAUGGUUGGGGUAUAAAGCCAGUACGUUUUGAGUUGUCUACUUCUAAUGGUCAGCAAGCAUCAUCUGAAAGUUGUUUAGAUGAGGCUGAACAAGAAGCAAAUGGCAACCAUAAACGUGGAUUGUGGUUAGAGUACAAGGUAGGUGAAUUUGUUGUCACUGACUCAGAACCUUUCACCGAGGUCCAAUUUUCCAUGAAACAGAUUGAUUGCACACAUUCCAAAGGUGGGCUUUGUGUAGAUUCAGUUUUUAUUAUCCCCAGUGAUCUCAAGCAGCGUAAAAGAAGAGAGGUUUUGAAGUAGCCUGAACACAAACGCCAUGUUCUUUAGUAUUGUCAAUGAUCCCAGAAGUUUCCAGUUGGGUUUUCAUUAUACAGCUUGUACUUUUGUAGGUAUUUCAUGUUUUAGAGGAUGUCAUCAUACCUUUCCUUUUUUUCUUUUUUUUUUUGAAGUAGGUGUAUGUCCUCAAUGGUAAUGUAAUCUUGCUGCUGUAUUUGAUCCA
Molecule: messenger RNA, 1352 nt
Organism: Hevea brasiliensis (rubber tree)
Lineage: Eukaryota; Viridiplantae; Streptophyta; Magnoliopsida; Malpighiales; Euphorbiaceae
Product: F-box protein PP2-A15
Exons: 3
Coding region: 263-1153 (296 amino acids)
Molecular function (GO): protein binding
Source: RefSeq, a predicted model, not a curated record